GCCACCACUGCAGCCACCGGUUGUCGCGGUCUGGAAAGUUUGUGCUGAGCGCCAGGGAGUCGGGAGCAGGGAUCCCGAAGCCCCAUCUCGAGGUUCGGUGACCAGAAAAGCCGAGAUCCAGCCCCCGCCCUAGGACCACGGGGAAGAGGACCAGGCGCAGGACCUCCGGGAGCCAGGAGGCUCACGGUGAACACCUGCUUGCGGCUGGUCCACAUCUAUACCUCAAUCUCUUAACCUGCACUCUGAGUUCAUUCCCUUUCUAUCAGGAGCCUAUUUCCUCUAGCCCCCAACAGGAGCCUAGAUGCCCUUGGGGAAUUUCAGUGGAUAGUGGCCACAAGACCUCUGACCCCCAUCCAGAUGUGGGGAACAGCUGUCCAGAGGCAUGCUUCUCACUCAUGUCUCUCUGCUACUGCUGGUGGUCUCCUGUCAGCUGAAGGCUCCUUCUGCCCAGGUGAUGGAUUUCCUCUUUGAAAAAUGGAAGAGCUACAGUGAUGAGUGUCAUUACAACCUGAGCCUACUGCCCCCUCCCACUGAGCUGGUCUGUAACAGGACCUUUGACAAAUACUCCUGCUGGCCGGAUACCCUCCCCAACACCACAGCCAACAUCUCCUGCCCUUGGUACCUGCCUUGGCAUCAUAAAGUACAGCACCGAUUUGUCUUCAAGAAAUGUGGACCUGAUGGGCAAUGGGUCAAGGGGCCCCAAGGCCAGUCCUUGCGCAAUGCCUCUCAGUGCCAGAUGGACAUCAGUGAGAUCUGGUCACAGAACAAGUCUGCUCAGAUGUACAGCAGUUUCCAGGUGAUGUACACCGUGGGCUACUCAAUGUCCCUGGGAGCCCUGCUCCUUGCCCUCCUCAUCCUGCUGGGCUUCAGCAAGCUGCACUGUACCCGUAACUACAUCCACAUGAACCUGUUUGCCUCCUUCAUUCUCAAGGCCAGCUCUGUGCUGGUCAUUGAUGCCCUGCUCAAGACUCGAUACAGCCAGAAGAUCGGAGACGACCUCAGUGUGAGCAUCUGGCUCAGUGAUGAGGCGGUGGCAGGAUGCCGAGUGGCCACGGUGUUCAUGCAGUAUGGCAUCGUGGCCAAUUACUGUUGGCUGCUGGUGGAAGGGGUCUACCUGCACAACCUUCUGGUGCUGGCUGUCUUCUCAGAGAAGAGUUACUUCAACUUCUACCUGGUCAUUGGCUGGGGGGCCCCUAUCCUCUUUGUCAUCCCUUGGAUUGUGGUGAAAUUUUUCUAUGAGAAUAUCCAGUGCUGGACCAGCAAUGACAACAUGGGUUUCUGGUGGAUCCUCCGACUCCCUGUCUUCCUAGCUAUCCUGAUCAACUUCUUCAUCUUCAUCCGUAUCAUCCAGAUCCUCAUCUCUAAACUUCAGGCCCACCAGAUGCGAUACACUGACUACAAGUUUCGGCUGGCCAAGUCAACGCUGACGCUGAUCCCUCUUCUGGGCAUCCAUGAGGUGGUGUUUGCCUUCGUGACAGACGAGCAUGCCCAGGGCACCCUACGCUCCGUCAAGCUCUUCUUUGACCUCUUUCUCAGCUCAUUCCAGGGCAUGCUGGUGGCUAUUCUUUAUUGCUUUGUCAACAAGGAGGUUCAGGCAGAGCUGAUGAAGAGCUGGCACCGUUGGCAGCUUGGGAGGGCUCUGGAAGAGGAGCAUCGCCAUAUGUGCAGCCAUUUGAGCACUGGCCGGCCUGGGUCCACCUGCCCAGGGGAGAAGCGUCAGCUGGUAAGCUGUAGCAGCACCAGCAACGGGGCAGGAAGCAGUCAGUCAAACGCUCUAACCCAAAGCUCCUACCUUGAGAAGACUGGGGCCAGCCCUAGUGAUCCAGGCACUGAGGGCAAGGGAAUCCACCGUUAUACCUUCUCUGGGGUGGCAGAGAGCAACUUCUGAGCCUUCUGUGUCAGGGAAGGGCUUCUGGACCCAGAACCUAGAACAUAGAGCCUGGAGCCUGGAAGCUGGAGCAGCAGGUCAGGAGAAAGAGAACACUGCCAUCUGAAACCUAGAAAGCCAAGGUAGCCCAGCUAGAGAGAGAGGAUAUUACCCAAAGGACUGGGAGGCAGCAUGGUGCUGUGAAAAGACCACUCAGUUCAGGUUCUUGCUCUGUGGUUAAUUAGCUGUGUGACCUUAGGCAAAUAUUUUCCCCACUCUGAAUUUUAUUUUCUACAUUUGUAAAUGGACUAAGUGAUUUCCAAGGUUCCCUUCAGCUCUAACACCUAGAGUUUAGAGUCUGUAGCCCAGAAUCUGGAGAUCAGUGUCUGAGGCUGAGAGAAAGCCUGGCAGAUGGAGAGAGGAGGGGUAGGAGAAGGGAAGCCGAGCAUGUGCCCUGGUACCCCGCUGCCUGGGUACCAAGCAAUGCUAGCUGUACUUUCUGUGGUGUUCACUCUCUUCCCUGCAGAAAAGAGCUGACUCACAGAGAAUGUGAACCAACACCUCUACAUGGAGUCAUAUCUGUGUAGCAGUGUUAAAGGGAUGGUGUGGUAUUUAACCCCUCCCAUUUUCCCCUUACCCUACUACUGACUUGUUGCCCUGACAGGUUUUCCAGUGUAAAUGCUCCUUCUCUAUUCUGGGAAGUAGUAUCAAAGGAUCUGUAACUCUCCAUAUCUUUUUGCUAGCUCCAAGUCCCCAGCCAAAGACAGUACUUCUGGCAAAACACUUCAGUGUUAUAUUUAUCUGUGUGUCUCUCCUGGGGAUGUUUCCUCCUCAGUAGCUUCCUCACAACUAUAUUCCCAAUAAGUACACAUUGACUAGCAGAUGAGGGGAUUAACAUGCAAAAACAAUAUAUUAACAUAAUUAAGGUAAUUAACAUAUAAAAACAACAUGUUGUCUUUAUAAAGACAAAAUAAAGGUUUAAAGCAAAGUAAACAGACUUUCCUCAUGCCCAGUGAAAAAACUCUGGGCUCAUGUGAAAGAGCUCAAGGGGAUAUAAGAUUACUGCCUUGGAAUCAGUAACAGUGAAGGUAGAGGUUUGGAAAAUUGGAAGGUUCAGCAACACAGCUUUUGUCCGGACAUACCUGUUUGCCCAAGCAGCUUCAUUCCCAGAGUUCUAUCCCCUUUCUUCAUGGUGGUUGCCUCUAUUCGUACUCCCACUCUCCCCAGCUCUGCAUAGUUUCUUAUACCAUCUCUUUCUCCAGCUUCAUGAGUCUUCUACUGGUCCCUUCACAAAAUGGGGCCUUUCAAGACUAUUUUCCAGACUCAAUGAACUGACUUCUCAAUGUCACCCAGAGGUGUGGCCUGUCAUUCUUCAUACUAUCACGUUGCUUCCUUUCUCUGAUUCAUUCAAGGGACCUCAUAAUUUGUACCUCAUAAAGGGAUUGCCCAGCACAGCCAGAUUUUUAUGCCUAGUUUCAAUACCACCGGCCCUUUUUCUGUGAUUAAUUCUGUGAAAGACCAACUCCCUUAUCUGCAUUCCUUCUUCCUUCCCUGAUGCUGUAUCAAACUCUGCCCCAGAUCCCAGGAACCAUCCAAUUGAUCUCUGCACAGUUGGGCAGACAAUGUGAACCAGUCAGCUAUGGGGAAGUAGAUGGCAGAUAGACCUUGCAUACAUCCAAGGAGAAGAAAGCCCUGGAUUCCAAUGAGCAUUUAGGGAUCAGAGCCAGGCCCAUGGUAAAGGGAGGAUGAGGGAGGGGGAGAGUCAAUAUGUUGUGUAUGAUGUCUGUGUGUGUUUUUAUGCAUGUGUGUUGUCUUCAUGUAUAUGUUCCUGCAUGCAUGUGAGUUUGUGUAUGCUGCAAAAUAAAUAACUCCCACAGUUCUUCCUGA
Messenger RNA from Vombatus ursinus (common wombat), 3754 nucleotides. RefSeq names its product glucagon receptor (gene GCGR). Gene Ontology annotation, biological process: cell surface receptor signaling pathway; adenylate cyclase-activating G protein-coupled receptor signaling pathway. The record is from RefSeq and is a predicted model, not a curated record. The coding region runs from base 383 to 1888 and encodes 501 amino acids. The transcript has 15 exons. Gene Ontology annotation, molecular function: glucagon receptor activity; peptide hormone binding. NCBI's taxonomy places the organism in Eukaryota, Metazoa, Chordata, Mammalia, Diprotodontia, Vombatidae. Gene Ontology annotation, cellular component: plasma membrane.